GCAAAAGCUUGAAAUUUUCUGUACACAGGUCCAGCCUUCUCGCCAGCAUGAGUUCCUACCAGCAGAAGCAGCCCCACCACCCACCAUCCCAGCUUGAGCAACAGCAAGUGAAACAACCCUGCCAGCCUCCGCCCCAAGAGCCAUUUGUUCCCACAACCAAGGAGCCGUGCCACACCAAAGUCCCACAGCCCGGCCACUCCCACUACCCGGAACCAGGCCAUCCUACCUUCCCUGGACAGGGUCACACCAAGCCUCCUCAACCUGUCUACCCUGAAGUCCCUCAGCCGGGCCAAACCAAGCUUCCUCAACCUGGCUACCCCAAGGUGCCUCAGCCUGGCCACCCCAAUGUUCCAGAGCCAUGCAACCCCCAAUAUCCUGAGCCAGGCCAUUCUAAAAACCCUGGCCAGGGUCACACCAAGUUUCCUGAGCCAGUCCACCCUCACCCUCACCCUGGCCACACCAAGGUGCCUCAGCCUGGCCACCCCAAUGUUCCAGAGCCAUGCAACCCCCAGUAUCCUGAGCCAGGCCAUCCUAAAAACCCUGGCCAGGGUCACACCAAGUUUCCUGAGCCAGUCCACCCUCACCCUCAUCCCGGCCACACCAAGGUGCCUCAGCCUGGUCACACCAAAGUCCCAGGGUCAGGCACCUCUACAGUGUAUCCUGACGCAGGCCAUCUGAAGACCAAACAUCAGUAAUGUUUGCAACCAUGCCCUUGAGUGCACCAGUGGAUUCUGACCCCCUUCUCACUUUUGAAUUCUAUGCCUUCAUUUGUCUGUAGACUUUUCAGUAUUGUUCUUACCCUUCUGAUGUAUUCUUUUGAUUCUCUAAGAUAUGCAGUAGGUUUUAUUGUACUUGAUAGUCUCUGCUAUAUAGCUUCAAUUGGAGAGGGAAUCCAUAAGGGAAGAGAAUCUCAUUUGCUGCUCUUUACUCAUAAAAUCACCUUUA
Sorex araneus (European shrew) is the source of this 945-nucleotide messenger RNA. Its product is annotated as cornifin-B-like. Bases 48 to 695 code for a protein of 215 amino acids. Lineage: Eukaryota; Metazoa; Chordata; Mammalia; Eulipotyphla; Soricidae. The record is from RefSeq and is a predicted model, not a curated record. The transcript has 2 exons.